Molecule: messenger RNA, 2911 nt
Organism: Penaeus monodon (black tiger shrimp)
Lineage: Eukaryota; Metazoa; Arthropoda; Malacostraca; Decapoda; Penaeidae
Product: titin-like
Source: RefSeq, a predicted model, not a curated record
GUGUGUGUCUUGCGCCCGCUUCUGCUGCUGACCCGGACCAUCCCGAUCCCCGUGAGGUGGAAUACUUCAGUAUCCUCGACAACAAAGUAGCCACCAAGACCUACUGGGAGAAUCGCAUGUUGGCCACGAUGGACGAAGGCGGAUGGGAGAGUGUUGCCAACGUCCGUUUCCACGUACCUGGAGUCACGCCGGUGGUCCAGGAGGAGGAAUCUCCCUGCACGGUGACGCCGCCCCUAGAAUUCAUCCCUGCCCCGCCGCCGCAGUUCGACAACUCCCCUGCAGAGUCGGAGGAGUCCAACCCGCCGUCCCUGGAGGCUCCGGCUAAGCUCAAGGGCGCCCCCCCGGAGAGAGAGGAGGAGCGCCCCGCCAAGCAGUACGUGUAUGGGGUGUCCGAGGCUGGUCCGAAGCAGAAGACCGGCCGCCCUGCCCGCAUCGUCGAGACAGUGGCCAAGAAGCCCCCGUCGCAGGAGAACGUGAUCGAGGCCGAGAUCCGCGCCCAGCAGCAGAAGGAGGAGGAGCUGCGGCGCGAGGGCUGCCUCAAGAACGCGGUGGUGCGUGAGAAGGGCGCCUCGUCCCCGGCCAGCCACGACUCGGACGAAGGCUUCGUGGACCGCCUGGCUGAGGACGUGACCACGACGCCCACUAAUGGCUUCACCCACGCCAUCCCCGGCAACGAUGGGGAGCCGGUGAUCUACGACGCCGUCAGCCCGCCACCGGAGUACUUCGGCAGCAGCACGCCCACGCCCUCAAACACCACCGAGACGAAGAUCGCCCUCGAGAUCCGCGAGUUGAGGGAGCGCGAGGACGAGCUCAGAAGGAUGCGCGAGAUGUCCACCUCGAGGGAGAACUUCCUUGACGACGACGAGGUGCGGAGCUCGGCCUCCAGGGACCAGCUCCUCGAGGACCACCUGACCUCCCUCACGACCACUACUGACGAAGGGAACUUCUCCGAGUGCGGCGACCCGGCUUCCUCGGAGGACAAGAGCAGCGACGGAUCCAACAGCCGCAUCAUGUCCCCCGAACUCAUGCACCCGGGAACACACUUGGACUUCGGUCGCAGGAAGGUCACCGUCAAACCCUUUGAGGACGAGGAGGAGGACCAGCCAGUCUACACAAGGAUGCAGAAGGAGUCUGUGAUCGAGAGGGAGAUCCGCCUCGCCAGGGAAAGAGAGGAGGCGUACCGCAGGGAGAAGGGCCUCACCAAUGCCCCCGUCAGCGCCGCCCCCAGCCGCCCCGCCGCACAGCCCGCUGUCGCACGCCCAUCCGCGGUCGUGACGGAUUGCCGCAGGGGCGUCCAGCGCCUUGCCACCAACAGGAUCCAGCAGGAGAUCCAGGAGACGAGCCAGAAGGAGAAGGAGCUCAGGGAUGCUGGCAAGAUCUUGACUAUGUCUGAGGAGACAGUCGAUGCCAAGGUGACCCGUAUGUCAGACUUCACGGAGGUGAGCGAGAGCCCCCGCCUCCGCCCCUCCUCCUCCAGCAGACCUGCAGGCUUCAGCACGCCCGUGACGAAGCGCAGUCCUUCCCCCCGCAGCCCCUCCUCCCCCGUGCCCAACUUUACCCCCUCCCCCGCCAGGGGCCUGACCAAGAGCCUCUCUCACCCACGUGGCAUCCACAUCCCGGGGCGUCCCCACCAGACCCAUGAGAGUGGAACCAAAGACUGCAGUUGUACAGAGGGAGACGCUCGCACGGAUGAGGACAGAGCCAUCAGACGCCGUCGAUGAACCUCUCAGACAGCAGAAUAACCAGGUUUAUCGCCGGACUCACUGCACAGCGGAGGAGAAGAUCCAGUCAGAGCUGAGAGAAAUGCAGAUGAGAGAAGAGGAAUUGAGACGUCUAAGGGCCCGCCAACUCGCACAGUCCCAGCCCAACCUAGCGGGUCUCGGAGCUGACGACCACGAGGAGACCGACCUUCAGGACCACAUGUACACGCACGAGGUCAAUGGUCUUCGCUCGGUCCUCUCCAAUCCUAAUCUUCUAGAGGACGAGCCAGAGCAGACACAGGCCUCGGACAAGAUGGUGAGGAGGCGCAGCGCCCUGAUUGCCCAGUGGGAGAACCGAAUCCAGCAGACCAGUGACACCUGAGCCCACCUCCCAGAAAGCAUUUGGUGCUUGUCUCAGCAAGUUAAGCCAUAUGCAGACAGCCGGCCAGCUUGUCCUUGGCAGCCAUAAGCGCAGCCAAUUCAGCACUACAUAGCUUAUUUGACUCCUUAUCAUACAUUUGUCAGAAAGGCCGUACCUUGCUGUUGAAUUCCUAAGAUAUUUAGGCCUUGAUUGCUGCCAGGGUAGUAAAUUGUUAUAUAGUACAUACAAACUGUUAAGCAUGUUGCGCGGCUGCUGUGGCCAUUCUUGUGAUUAUAGUGUGAUAUAGUAUUCUUUAAUGUAUAAGUAAACUGCUUUCUACUAUGAUAACCUCAGCUAGCAGGGGGGGUGGGAAAAGGUGAUUAAUUAGAUAGGUAUCAAGACCCAGUCAUGGUACAGGAGCGCGUGCCACCCACUGUAAUUUCUUGGCUUCUGUGAAGGAUACAUACAUCCCAGAUUACAGUGCUUCCUAUUAAAUAAAACUGUAAUUAUUUACCGUACAUGGCAUAAGUGUGCUUUCUAGUUGUGGACAUGAGCCACAGGUAGAAUAAUAAUUUAUGUGACAGGACUAGGGAGCCUUUCUAGUGUUUUUUGUACAUAUGUAGAAUAUGCAAUAUGUUAUAUUUAGUACUUAAUCCUAUAGAAGCAUAUACGUUAUGCUGAUUGAGCUGCAUAAUUUAAUUGUUGAAUAAUAACCCUUUGUAUGUUAUUUUAGGAAUAACGUAGAUUAAGGUGGACAUAUUACCUUAUGGCGAGUCUGCAGGCAGGAUGAUCAUGUGGCUGCCUUAAGCCUAGCUGUAUCUCUUUGCACAAAUAAAAGCUUAUAACUAAA